This is a messenger RNA of Branchiostoma floridae (Florida lancelet), 1854 nucleotides long. RefSeq names its product ADP-ribosylation factor-like protein 3. NCBI's taxonomy places the organism in Eukaryota, Metazoa, Chordata, Leptocardii, Amphioxiformes, Branchiostomatidae. Gene Ontology annotation, molecular function: GTPase activity; GTP binding. The transcript is spliced from 7 exons. Gene Ontology annotation, biological process: cilium assembly. The record is from RefSeq and is a predicted model, not a curated record. The coding region runs from base 125 to 664 and encodes 179 amino acids. Gene Ontology annotation, cellular component: cytoplasm; microtubule cytoskeleton.
GAGCAAAGUUGAAAGUUGAAAGGUUGAUGUUUGCGUGAGGUUAAUAUCCCAUCAUCCAAUGCGAUGUGACGUCAUUGGCAUAGUAACAUUACCGCUUGGAGGAAGCGCUUAGAUCGUGAAAAAAAUGGGUCUUCUAGCCCUUCUGCGUAAGCUGAAGAGCAAUCCUGAGAAGGAACUGAAAAUUCUCCUCCUGGGACUUGACAACGCUGGCAAGACAACUCUACUUAAGCACUUAGCGUCAGAAGAUAUCUCGCAUAUCACUCCCACACAGGGUUUCAACAUCAAGAGUGUGCAAUCAUCAGGCUUCAGGCUCAAUGUGUGGGACAUUGGAGGUCAGAGGAAGAUCAGACCCUACUGGAAGAACUAUUUUGAGAAUAUUGAUAUCGUGAUCUAUGUGAUAGACAGUUCAGACCGCAAGCGGUUUGAGGAGACAGGAGAGGAAUUGGCAGAGUUGUUAGAAGAAGACAAGUUGGCGGGCGUGCCCAUGCUCAUUUUCGCCAACAAGCAAGACCUGUUCAACGCUGCGAAUGCCUCGGAGAUUUCGGAAGGCCUGGGCCUGGGCUCGAUGCGGCGCAGGUGGCAGAUCCAGCCGUGCUCCGCCAUGUCAGGAGAGGGUGUGCAGGAGGGUAUGGAAUGGGUCAUGCAGACGGUCAACAAGAAGUGACACGGCGGCUGUAUCAGCCCCUUACACAGCCUCACCUAAUGCAGGGAUAUCUCAAUCGACUGUAUGGCCUGUACAUGUACAUAUAAGUACCAACUGAUCCACAAGACUUCUGAACAAAGAAAGAAAAAAAAUCAUUCUUCUCACAAUUUUUAUCUCAUAAAUAUGUACAGCUGGUAGAAAAAGGCAAGGCAUUCCCACAAUUUUUGGCGACUUACAUAUAAGGCCAUGUGGAUUUGAUUAUAUGGAUGACAUCUUCAAAACUGAUGUGUGUGUGUGUGGAAAUGAAAAAAAAAUCUUGUCAAAAAAAAGUUGCUUUUAUGAUAAAAAUCUAAAUUAUAAGUGGUUAAGAAAGUUGAACACACAUACUCUGUAUGACAUACAAAUUCUGAACAAUUAUUUUUUCAUUUUUGUUCUUUCACAUUUUCUUUGACUUUGGCAUUCUACGACAUUGGUAUCAAUAUUGCAUAAUAUAUCCUCUCAUUUUGCAGCUACUUUGUACAAUCAAUUUUUUUUAUCAUCGAAAAUUGAUGUCAUCUGUAUAAUUGAAUCAACAUGGCCUGUAAAUGUGUAUUAUUAUUGUAAUUCAGCACACAUUCCAUGCUAUAUGGUCCUAUAACAAAUGCAUUUUCGCGAGUUGAUUUCUCAAUAGUACUUAUUGUAAGGAAGAGGCGGUACAUGUGUUUGCAUUCCAUAUAGUGGGGGGGAAGCUUAGUGAAAAUUGUUUAAGAAAUGUGUUUAGGUAAUGUCAGAAAAUACAAAAGAACAAAGAUUCAGAGAGAUAGGCUAUGUUUUAAGUAUUGCAGUUUGUAAGAACAGUGUUUUUUGUGUCUAUCCUCAAGACUGUAUAGUCUUUGUAUGCUGUAUGAAGUAAUUACCAAUUUGUGAAAGAUAGAUAAUACACAACAAGUGUGCUUUGAAUCCUGUCAUCUUUUAUCAUGUGUGAGUUGGCAGAAUAUGUGUCUGGCAGCUUGUAAUAAAAAAAACACAGCUUUUUCCGUAAUUUGGUAGACGAGCUACGCUAUUUCCAAUAAAAGGUGUUUUGGAUGUAGAACCUGGUUGAGUCACAAAACAAUGUGUACUUGGUAAAAUAUACUCCUUUUUUGUAACACCAGGAACAUUUUUUGUGGAUACAAUCAUUAAAGAGUUUUGUAGAAAUAAAGUGAGUAACCGACUGCUAUAGGUUAUAUGAA